AUGGAGGAAAGCCUCCUCUUUGAUUAUGCGGGAAAAAAUGAUCCCUCGUGGGCAGAAGAGGAGGAGGAGGAGGAGGAGGUGGUGGUGGUGGUAGUAGUGGUGGUGGAAGCAAGGCGGAAACACGAGAAUGGAGAGUGGGAUGGAUUAUGCAUGCUUCCACUUUCACUUGUGGACAAACCCGGUGAGUGA
Messenger RNA from Aspergillus fischeri NRRL 181, 189 nucleotides. RefSeq lists its product as uncharacterized. The transcript is spliced from 2 exons. The record is from RefSeq and is a predicted model, not a curated record. NCBI's taxonomy places the organism in Eukaryota, Fungi, Ascomycota, Eurotiomycetes, Eurotiales, Aspergillaceae. The coding region runs from base 1 to 189 and encodes 62 amino acids.